Malus domestica (apple) is the source of this 2104-nucleotide messenger RNA. Its product is annotated as protease Do-like 10, mitochondrial. Gene Ontology annotation, molecular function: protein binding; serine-type endopeptidase activity. Lineage: Eukaryota; Viridiplantae; Streptophyta; Magnoliopsida; Rosales; Rosaceae. The record is from RefSeq and is a predicted model, not a curated record. Gene Ontology annotation, biological process: proteolysis.
CAUCAUCUCAUCACGCUAACUAGUCUUGUUUCAGAAAUCAGAGCGACUGCCGUGCAAAUCAAAAAAGACAUGCUGGGAACGUCCGUCCAUAGACUCACCAGGCUCUCUGUUUCCUCUAUAAAGUUAAUAGCUAGUAAGGCAACCGCAACCGCAAGAGGGACUAGUAUUUGUACUUCUACCAGUACCAGGAGAGCCGCAGCUACUGUUGAAGAAGUUGCGGCCGCCGCCGCUGCGUCUUCUUCUUGUUCCUCCGAGCCAGUUAACUCUAAUGGGUCUUUCCCCUACCCCUCAUCAGCUGCAGCGCACGUGCAACGACGACGCCCACGACCACGUUUAGGUCUAGGUGAUGGGAGGAACAUCCAGAGGAGGACCACGACGGAUACUGAUGCAAUAGAGCUAGCAUUGGAUUCAGUGGUGAAGAUCUUCACUGUGACGAGCAGCCCUAACUACUUCCUUCCUUGGCAGAACAAGUCCCAGCGAGAAACCAUGGGCUCCGGGUUCGUAAUCCGUGGGAAGAAAAUUCUGACAAAUGCUCAUGUAGUGGCUGAUCAUACCUUUGUACUUGUAAGAAAGCAUGGCUCUCCUACCAAGUACAGAGCCCAAGUUAACGCUGUUGGUCAUGAAUGUGAUUUAGCCAUUUUGACCGUUGAAAGUCAAGACUUCUGGGAGGGUAUGGCUUCCCUCGAUCUAGGGGACAUUCCUUUUCUGCAACAAGCCGUGGCUGUUGUUGGAUAUCCUCAAGGUGGUGAUAACAUUUCAGUUACCAAAGGUGUUGUUUCUAGGGUUGAACCCACUCAAUAUGUACACGGGGCAACCCAGCUCAUGGCAAUACAAAUUGAUGCUGCAAUAAAUCCAGGGAAUAGUGGCGGUCCAGCAAUCAUGGGCAAUAAAGUUGCUGGUGUGGCUUUCCAGAACCUUUCUGGUGCAGAGAAUAUUGGUUAUAUAAUUCCUGUCCCAGUAAUAAAGCAUUUUAUUGCUGGAGUGGAAGAAAGUGGCAAGUAUGUUGGAUUCUGCUCUCUGGGUUUGUCAUGCCAACCCAUUGAAAAUGUUCAACUGAGGAACCACUUUCGGAUGCGCCCUGAAAUGACCGGGGUACUAGUGAACAAAAUUAACCCACUCUCGGAUGCCUAUAAAGUCUUGAAGAAAGAUGAUAUUAUCCUUGUUUUUGAUGGAGUGCCUGUAGCGAAUGAUGGAACAGUUCAUUUUCGAAACAGAGAGCGGAUAACAUUUGACCAUUUGGUUUCUAUGAAGAAACCCAACGAAACAGCCAUAGUUAGAGUUCUGAGGGACGGUGAAGAGUAUGAAUUCAGUAUCGCCCUUCAACCUUUACAGCCAUUAGUUCCAGUUCAUCAGUUCGAUAAGCUUCCUAGUUAUUACAUUUUUGCUGGUUUGGUCUUUGUUCCACUCACUCAGCCAUACCUUCACGAGUAUGGAGAAGACUGGUACAAUUCUUCACCUCGACGAUUGUGUGAGAGCGCAUUGAGGGAACCACCAAAACGGCCUGGUCAACAGCUUGUCAUCCUUUCUCAGGUCCUAAUGGACGAUAUCAAUGCAGGAUAUGAACGUCUUGCAGAGUUACAGGUUAAGAAGGUUAACGGAGUUGAAGUUGACAAUUUGAAACAUUUAUGCCUACUUGUCGAAAACUGCAGCGAAGAGAGCGUGCGCUUUGAUUUGGAUGAUGAUAGGGUUAUUGUGUUGAAUCGUCGCUUAGCAAAAGUUGCAACUUCAAAGAUUUUGAAGUGCCACCGAAUACCCUCAGUAAUGUCUGAUGAUCUUACCAUCUCUUAGCAAGAGUUGACUUUCUGAAGGUGCGACUUGCCUAGUACAUUUUUGAGAAAUAGAAUGACAUGAAGAUUAAGCUGUUAUGCUCAAGCCAAAUCGUCACUUAUGGUAGCUUGUUAACAAAGUGUGGGAAAUGGGUCAAUUUUUGUCAUUCUUUUUGUUAUCCAUUAAUGUAUAUUUUGAGGUAAAAGAAUGUGUUUAUUGGUUUUUGUAUUCAUUCAACACUCUUUUGGCAAUGUAAUUUGUAGUUAAUAGUGGUGUGUUUUUUUUUUCUUUUCUCAUUAGGUGUAUUCAAAAUUCUUCAAUGCCUUUUAAUUUUCCA